Messenger RNA from Paraglomus brasilianum, 1593 nucleotides. Lineage: Eukaryota; Fungi; Glomeromycota; Glomeromycetes; Paraglomerales; Paraglomeraceae. The record is from the annotation of a GenBank genome assembly.
AUGUUCAAAUCAAUCGUACAGGAAUACCUCGACAAUACAAAAUAUUCGCAGUGGUCGAUUGUUUCGAUCUUGAAUUAUGUUAGAUCGAAGAAACAAUUAUAUGUACAUGAUGUAGAUGAUCUCAAGGCUGACAUUUAUGCACUGAAGAAAGAGCAAGAAGAUCAGAGAUGUCAGACCACAAUAGAAAGGAUCGUUACGUCUGCGUGCACUCUCACAGCCUUAAAGCAACACAACAAUGCCCAGGCGGACAUUAAUGAAGCGGAAGGAAUCGGCACUCUCAAGGAGAACUAUCUGGUCUCCACACCCAAUAGAAACUCCUUGACCAUUAACGAGGUUGAGGAGGAUCCUAGCAGGGCUGAUGUAAUCAUCAGUUUGCCCGUUGACAAUAAUGAGUGUCUUGGUGCGAAUGAAAACUGUCACGUAGAGAGAAUGGAGCCUGAAGAGACUUCGGGCAACGAGAGACGAUGGAUAUUAUCUAGCGGGACAGAUGUUGCGGAAGUAUUGCAACAAUACUCAAAAACCAUACCAGAGACCCAGAAAUGCAUAAACAGUCCCGUCUACUGGGGGAUUCUGGACCUCACCGGAGAGCAUAUCGAAACGAGGAAUCUAUUUAUGAGCUCGGAUUGGAAUGAAAUGCAACAGAACUUUGACAAGGAAGUGAAGCUUGUCGAAACCACUGCGCCCAACAUUGUUUAUCUUCUUUUCGACAGAAUCAAUGAGAUUUUCAAAGCAGGAAACGCGAAAGUUGCGGAUAUCGAUCGUAUUACGAAAGAAUCGAUUCAAGAGGGACUUGACGAAUCGAUACGUGAUGAAGACGAAUUUGUUUCGGUCAAGCGGGCGAUCUUGACAUACGCCGAGAACCUCAUGGAUGUCGACUUGCCGAUGUCCGAGGCUUCGUUCGAUAAUCUCUUUACCAAUAUGCUGGCAAGGCGAUUCUUAGACAGAAAUGAGUUAAAGAUAGACGUGGGUAAGAUAUGUUGUUGGGCUACUGGCCAACGCCGCAAUGAAGGUCGAUCGGUCGUUUUGCGCGCCCGCAUCGGCCAAAAAUGCGACUUUAGGGGAUCCUUGAAGAACACUAUCGAUAAGAUCGAAGCGAUCGUCGGACUCCGGAGUGGUGGUCUCCCCGAACCACAUCGGAAAAAAAUCUUUGAAGACCAUAUCGAUUUGGGGGUGACGAUGCGUGAUAUCCUGUACAGAACCUUUGCUGCAAAUCCCCGUGCCCCAGACGAAAAACUGCAUAAAUGCUAUGUUCUUGGCAUGCAGUCCUGGGGAUGGACACAGGAUAUUUAUGGAAUGGACUCCAAGGCAACUAACGUCUCUCGGUUUGGAAGGCUUCGACGAAUAAAAUUGCCAAACACAAUGCAUACAAUAUCUUGCUUGGAGGAGGUGUACACUACCAUGUGUGACAUCAAGGCUACUCUAAGGGUUAUCCGUGAUAGUGUUAAUGAUGUUGCACUAGCAAAUGCUCAGGCCCGCAGAAAACAGAAGAGAAAAAGUGAUAAAACAAUGAUUGGGGGCCAAUUUGGAGAUGUAACACAGACACCUCUCAAGAAACAAUGCAAUGAUGUUGUCUCCCCAGUACUAUUUGCAUAG